AUGGAUACGUCUAACAGGGCGAAAACCGUUGCCUUCGUCCUGGCCGCAGGUAGAUGGUACACUGGCGGCUUUGAGCUGCCAGUUGCCGGAGUGACCCUGUGGCAUCUUGUUGAGUGGAAAGUCAAUGAUAUCAAACAAAAGAAACGUUCGCGAAGCGUCCCCAGAUCAGCACUUGCAGCUUUUCGAGCGAAACAAAAGACUGAUGUUGAUAAUGAAGCGGCAAUGGCUGCGGCAGAUGAUCAAUCUGUGGGUUCUGUAUAUUCACAUAAUCCAUUUGCUCCACAAAAUUCAUUGCGCCAACGACGAUCUCGUUCUGCUGAUAUUAACGCACGCACUGCUGCUGUUAAUGGUCACCGACCGAGAUCUGUCAGUGUGUCAAGGCGGGUUGGUGGUCAUGAUGCAGACGACGUUUCGGUUCUGUCAUUCACAAGUCAAAACAAGCAGAACCUAAACCGUGGUGCCAUCAAGAAGAUUCCGUUUAGUCAGCAUGAAGAAAUUGUGGAAUUCUUGAACGGUAAACUGGAAGGUGCAAUGGAACAGCACAACAAGAUGAAGAAGGCGCUUGAGGUUCAGAAUCAAAAGCUGGCUGAAGUUGCCCAAGCAUAUGAAGGCGAGAAGCGCAAGAAUCUACGAUCGAAAGAUGUGAUUGAGAAGAUGAAUGGAACAUUAGACCAUGAAAAGAAGAAAGCAAUGGAAACUGCUGACUCCCAAGGUUCUACUCUUCAUCAGCUCUAUGAUAAACAAGCACAGCUGGAGAUUGAACAAAAGAAGGUCUCCCAACUGGAGCAGUCGGAAAAUGAACUUCAAAAAUCACUUGAUGAGGCGCAGCAAAGAAUUCUUGAGCUGCAAACCACUGCUCAGAAAUCAGCAGGCCAAGACGGCGGCAUGAAGGAGCUCUUCGACAUUCAAAACGAAAGAAUCGAGACACUUCAAGAGACUCAAGCUGAAUUGGAUGAUCUUUUGAAUCAAGAGCGUGCAAAGAUCGCCAAGUACGAGAAGGAACGAAGUGUUACACGAAGAGAAGCAGGAAGCCUUUCGUGGGAAGAAUCGCGAGCACCAAAAGAAGAAAUUAUUUUCAAGAAGAACCAAGAAAUUGAGAACUUGGAGAAGAUUACUCAGCAUGCUCGACUGCGUCAACUAAAGUCGCAAAAGCUUUGGAAACUUGAGAAAGAACGCGCUUCAAAAAUUGAAAAGGAGCUCGCACGAGUCUCAGAACUUCAUGAGAAGGAAAUGAAGAAAGCCCGAUCGUUGGAGACUGCGCAACUCAAUGGUGAUUCCAGUGGCUCAAAGAUGAAGAGGGAACUCUCCAAGGCGCAACAUGCAAACGAAGCGACAAAAACGUUCUUGAAGGCGGAAAAGCAAAAGGUUCUCAACCUGCAGAAGUCAUACAAGGAAGCUUUGGAAAAGCUGAAAAAAGAACAAGAAAAAGCCCUUUCGUUUCAGAAGAAGAUCGAAUCCUCCGAAGAUGUUCUGCACUCGGAGCGAGCAAAAUUCAAAACUUUUGAGCCCCGACUUCAUGAGAACGAGAAGAUCAUCGCGGCGCAGAAGUCAAGGAUUGCUGAACUUGAAAAUGCCAUUACUGAGGAGAAAAAGAAAAUAUCCGACGUCAUUGUCAAGAGCAGUCAUCACAGUAACGAAAUCACUGCUGUCGAAACCAAGGCUUUGAGCUUCAGACGUAAUCUUGAGCAAACUUCGCAGAAGGUGAAAGAUCUUGAGGAGACUCUGAAGGAGAAACAAAAGAUCAUUCAACAAGAGCGUCAGCGAGCCGAGGACAAGGAAAAUCUUUAUAAUGUCGUCAAGUCAAACUUGGCAGUUGAGGAAGCCAAACGAACUGCUCUGGAGGAAGAACGCCUGUCAUUGCAGAAGAUGCUUCAUGAUGAAAGGAGUAGGACUUCGAACAGGGACAGAGCUCUUAACUCACACGAGGCGUCUGUUUCUUCCUUGGAAAAUCGAAUCAGGACACUGGAAAACGAUCGUACCGAGAUGCAAAGCAAUCUGCAGUCCGAACGCAACAGGUGUCGUGAUCUCGAAAAUGAGAGUAAGGCGCUGAACGACCAUGUUCGAACCAAGGAAUCGGAGGUCGAAAUGGUCGAGCGACGCCUUCGUGAUACGACAUCUACGCUUGAAUACACCAACAAGAAACUCAAGGACGCCGAAGAAGAACGAGAAAGUCUUCUCGCUAGGCACCGAUCUCAAAUGGAAAGCAACAUGGAAGAGCAAGAUCGCCUUCGUGCUUCAAGUAAUAAUGAUCAAUCUCGAAUCUUAACUUUGGAGAAGACUGUACGAGAGAAGGAUCUUGAGAUUGAGGCAGCAAAGAAGAAGAUCAGCCUACUUACUGAUGAAUGCGACAUGCUAAAACGAAAAAAGGAUGCUGAAGGAGAGAGUAGUAGAUCACUUCACAUCAAGCAUGUGGAGAUGAGAAACGAAUUGGAAGAUGCAACUGCAAGGGUCAGCAGACUUGAAGCCGAACUCACUGACAAGCGACGAGAGCUUGUGGCGGAACAGAAACGAGCGGCUAGCAACUCUGCGGAACACACGCGAAUGAAAGCAGCGCUGGAGUCAGAGCGUACCAAGUCAGCAGGUCUUGAAAUCCAGAAGAAGAAGCUCUCUUCACUUCUCGAAGCUGAAAAGGCAAGAAUUCAAUCCUUUGAACGCCUUGUUGAGCAGAAGGACAAAAGUCUUUCGGUGGAGCAUAGGCAAACCGAGGAGUACACCUCGAAGGUUGCAAAUCUUGAGAGGGACGUUGCCGAAAAGGAGAACCUUCUGAAGUACGAGAAGGAGUCAGUAGAACUUCUCGAAAAUUCCCUUGCUGAGACCGAAAAGAAAUUGGAAGUAGCAAAUGAAAAGGCAGCAGAUCUUGAAUGCGAGAUUAGCAGCUUGAAAGAGACGCUUUCUGAACAAGAGAAGAAGCAUGAGGAACUUGAAGCGACAAUCCAAGAGAAAGAAUCUAUGAUUCAAGGUAGCGAGGCUGCUGUACAGGCUUCUCUUGAACAGAUGAAUUCUAUGGUGAAGCAAAAGCAACAAGAGUUCGAUACCAAACUUCAAGAACACGCCGUCAUGGUAGAAGAAUCAAAGAAACGUCUUGCGGCAAGGGAAAGGGAACUGGAAUCAAUCAACGAUGAGCGCAAGAAAGAAAUUCAAAAAUUGGUUGAAAGACAAGAAGCAAUCCUCGCAGCGAAGAAGAAGAGCAUUGAAUCAGCGGUAAGCGACAAGGUAUCCAUAAUCGACGAGAAGGAGGCCAUCAUCAAGGAAAAUAAAAUGGAAAUCGCAGUGGCGAAAGCCAACAUUGAGACGGAAAAGAAGGUUUCCAGAGAACUUCAAGGACAGCUAGACAUUCUUGGUGCUGAGCUCGAUUCAGUGAAGAAGGAAUCGGCAGCAUUGGGAGAAACCCUUAAGGAGAAAGAAAAGAAACUUGAUUCACUUGAAGAACAAAUUCUUGAUCAGGAUCAGCUAACAGUCACCAUUUCACAACAACAGGCUCAAAUGAUCGAACUCAAGCGAAUGGCGACUGAAAAUGUCGAAGUAAAGAAGAAGCAAGAAGAAAUCAGAGUGAUCGAGGAGUCGUUUAACCAACACAAGGAAAAACACUCGGCGCUUGAAGAGGAACACCAAGAAUUGAAGCGUGUGAAGGAACAGAAGGAAGCUGCCAUCAAGGAGCUGGAAGAUAGCUUGCAGUCAAGAGACUCGAUUAUUUCUCAGAAGGAGAAGACAAUCACAGAUCUAGAAUCCACACUGAAUAUGGAAGAAGAGAAAUUCAAGACUCUGGCAGAGCAAUUCCAGAAGAGCAAUGAGGAGCAUUCUGCCUUCGAAAAUGAAAUCAGAGAACUUUCCGCAAAGCUUGAGAAGAGGGAAACUUUGUUGUCGGCAAAGGAGGAAGAGGUUGCGACUCUACAAAAGCAGAUGACAGACGAGGGAUAUGUUCACGAGGCGUUGAUGCAACGAAAGGAAGAAACAAUUUGUCAACUGCAGAGAUCUACGAAUCAGCAGAAUGCAAAUGCCGGAAAGGAGGUAGAAAUGGCCAUGGAAAAGGUGAAAGAGCACGAGGAGAAGGUUCAAGCUCUGCAGCAAUCCUUGGACGAUAAGCUUAUCAUGGUCGCACAGUUGCAACAAGGCAUCACCGUAAUGGAGGAUGAAUUGAAGGAAACCAAGUCAUAUUAUGAGAACCUUGUCAGACCGGAAGAAGUUCGAAAGAUGGGCAUGAAAAUGCGUGAGAUGCUAUCUGAAACCCACCAAUUGAACUCGCUGAGUACGAAAGGCGCUCCAGCGGAAGGAACCGAGAGGAUAGGAGAUAUUAUCGACGGAACUCACAGUAGCCGUGGCGUAUCGGACUUGCGCAACAUUCUUUUGGCUACAUCUGUAAUCAAUUAUGGAAGAGAUAACUAG
Messenger RNA from Cylindrotheca closterium, 4383 nucleotides. The record is from the annotation of a GenBank genome assembly. Lineage: Eukaryota; Bacillariophyta; Bacillariophyceae; Bacillariales; Bacillariaceae.